Messenger RNA from Penicillium waksmanii, 675 nucleotides. RefSeq names its product v-SNARE protein VTI1. The record is from RefSeq and is a predicted model, not a curated record. Gene Ontology annotation, molecular function: SNARE binding; SNAP receptor activity. Gene Ontology annotation, cellular component: ER to Golgi transport vesicle membrane; late endosome membrane; SNARE complex. The transcript has 3 exons. The coding region runs from base 1 to 675 and encodes 224 amino acids. NCBI's taxonomy places the organism in Eukaryota, Fungi, Ascomycota, Eurotiomycetes, Eurotiales, Aspergillaceae. Gene Ontology annotation, biological process: retrograde transport, endosome to Golgi; Golgi to vacuole transport; vesicle fusion with Golgi apparatus.
AUGUCGAAUCCCCUGGACACUGAUGCGGGCUCCGAGAUGUUCGGCAGCUACGAGAACGAACUGAAGCUUGUACAAGCUGAUCUGAACCAGAAACUGGACCAGAUCACCGAGGCCAGCGGCGAGGAGCGCAAAAACGCAAUUCGCCAAGCGGAGCAGGUAUUAGACGAGGCAACAGAAUUGCUCGAUCAAAUGCGCAUGGAGAAGCAAAACAUUCCCUCAGAAGUCCGGUCAAAAGUGAACCAGCGCUUCCGCAAUUACUCAACCGACAUCGACGAAAUAAAGCGCAAGAUGAAGGAACUCACCGACGAUCGCAGCGCAGUCUUCGGCGACCGAUACACCGACGAUCCCCAAGACGAGCAAGUCGAGCAGCGCCAGCAACUUCUCUCCGGAACCGACCGACUAGAGCGCAGCUCUGCCCGACUGCAGGAUAGUCAGCGCAUGGCGCUGGAGACGGAGGAUAUUGGGCGCGGCGUCCUGGGCGAUCUAUACGUCCAGCGACAGACGAUCCAGCAUACGCGCGAUAACCUGCACCAGAGUGAGGGCUACGUUGAUACCAGCAUUAAGACUUUGAGGGGCAUGGCCCGUAGGAUGGCUACGAAUCGGAUAAUCACCAUUGCUAUCAUUACGGUCCUUGUUCUUCUUAUUGUCGCCGUCAUUUAUAGCAAGUUUCAUUAG